AUGUCUGACGACGAAGACCACGCCUCGAUCGGUCGAUAUGACCAUCGAGCGCCUCGCUCAGACCGUGCCGGUUCGCCAGACUCUCGCUCAGAUCGACAAUCCCGGCGAUGUCCCACGCCCAGCUCUGUGAAGGCCUUCGCCAGUGCGCGGCAGCGUGGCCGGCUUUCGAUCAGUUCCGAGACACAAGGAAUUGAAAGGCGCGACGAUGCAAGACGCGGCAGUUACGUGGCAUACGGUGCCAGCCUCCGUUCAGACGAUGCUCGUAGCUCCCGGAGUUCUCGCAGCCGACCAGGUACUGUGGACUUUGACGACUCGGAAAGCCUAGCCAGCCUGGCAACGAUCAGGUCCAGUGACACUGAUAUAUCGCGACCAGCGCGCAUGGCGCAGUCCAAUCAUGAGCUUUCCAUAAACUUUAACGUUUUGGACGCCCUGAUCGAGUUGGAGCAAAGUGAGCGCCCUACCCCCCACGCUUUCGAAAGUUUCCAGUCCAGCGGCAUGGAAACCAACCACUUCCCAAUGGUCACUUCGGACGGAGACUUUAUGGAACUUCCUCCUCGACUUUCGAGCGACUCCAAGCAGGCGCAUGGCAUGACGGCGGCCCAGCAGCAGCCAAAGCCUAUUCGCUUCAGUUUCUUCUCUUCGGCCUGGGAGUCAACGCUGCACGCUGCAGAAUUCGGGGACCUUCUUCUUCCCGGCGAGGACGUCAGAAACUUGUUCCAUGCUUCGCAGGAAACAGCCAAUGGUGUUUGGUGGCUGCACCUCAACAAUCCGACGCCAACAGAAGUCGUUGCCAUCUCCAGCGCUUUUGGAAUUCAUCCGCUCACCAUCGAGGAUAUCAGCACGCAGGAGAGUCGCGAAAAGAUUGAGCUUUUCCCGUCCUACUACUUUGCCUCCUUCAGAUCCUUCCAUGUCGUUGAGGAACCUGAAGGAAUCGAGUUCGAGCCUUUCAGUAUGUACCUCGUGGUGUUCCGCGAGGGCAUCAUCACCUUCAGCUUCGCACCGGAAACACACGCAUCCAAAGUCCGUUUCAGGAUCUCACAACUGACUGAGCACGUCUCUCUCAGCAGUGACUGGAUCUGCUACGCCCUGAUAAGUAGUGACGACAUUGUGGAUUCUUUCCUCCCUGCCAUUACGCAAAUCGAGCGUGAGGCAGACAAAAUCGAAGACGAAGUCUUCAUCACGAGACCAGAGGAUCACCAGGCGUUCCUCCAACGAAUGAGCCGCUCGCGAGCCAAUCUCACAGGACUCAUGCGACUCCUCGGCGGCAAGGUGGAUGUCCUGCGCGCCUUUGUCAAACGGUGUAACGAGAAUUACAAGGUCACUCCUCGCAUGGACAUUGGUCUCUAUCUUGGCGACAUUCAGGACCACGUCGUGACCAUGAUCAACAGUCUCGUGCAGUUCGAAACGAUCCUGUCUCGCUGCCGAUCCAAUUACCUGGCCCAACUGUCCAUCGACAAUGUUACGCAGGGGAACCGAACGAACGAGUUUCUGAGCCGUAUUACGGUCAUAGCAUCGGUUCUUGUACCUCUCAACUUGGUCUGCUUCCUCUUUGGAAUGAAUGUCCGGGUACCAUGGGGACAGGACGACAAUCUGAAUGCUUGGUUGGGCAUCACGAGUGGAAUUAUCCUCUUUGUGCUCUUGUCUUUGCUGGUCGCCAAGCGAUUGAAGUAUAUUUAG
Molecule: messenger RNA, 1677 nt
Organism: Verticillium alfalfae VaMs.102
Lineage: Eukaryota; Fungi; Ascomycota; Sordariomycetes; Glomerellales; Plectosphaerellaceae
Product: magnesium transporter ALR1
Exons: 2
Coding region: 1-1677 (558 amino acids)
Biological process (GO): intracellular magnesium ion homeostasis; magnesium ion transmembrane transport
Cellular component (GO): plasma membrane
Molecular function (GO): magnesium ion transmembrane transporter activity
Source: RefSeq, a predicted model, not a curated record